GCAGACUAGAUCAGAUUUCUUAUCCUCCUGAGUGGACUUAUUUUUUAAGUUUGGAGAGGACAUAAGAGCUGAACAGCUGUGAGAACUUGGACACUGAGAUCAUUUGUAACUGGGACGUGGACAGACAAAUAUGCAGGCCUCAACAGGAGCUUUUGGUCUGAUUUCUCCAGCAAGUAAUGUCUCCACCUUCCUGGACUCUGAGUUCCGUUACGUCCUCUUCCCUGUGGUCUACAGCAUCAUCUUCAUCCUGGGCCUCUUCGCCAACAUCUAUGUGCUCUUCGUCCUACGCAGCCUACGUGAUGAUGAAACCAUGGGUGAAAUCAGAAUCUACAUGACCAACUUGACAAUAGCUGAUCUCCUGUUUGUGUGCGCCCUCCCCCCAUGGAUUGGCUAUUAUAGUCGGCAUGGUAACUGGGUCUACACAGACUUCAUGUGCCGCCUGACUGGCUCGUUGUUCUUCAUCAACACCUACUGCUCCAUCCUCUUCCUCUGCGCCAUCAGCUUCAACAGAUACUGGGCCGUGACCCGGCCUCUGAAUGCGAUGUCUUCAGACAACAGAUGCCGUGGGAUCAUUGUGUGCAUUGCCAUAUGGGUGGCAUCUACAUUGAUGGCUAUUCCAUCUCUGGCCUCUCCAGGGACGCACACUGACACGACAGUGACUCGCUGUUUUGAGGGAUACCAGAAUCAAACAGACCCUGAGAAGAAAUCCGUGGCUGCUACACACUUUUUGAUAAUUGGGAUGUUUGGAAUCGUCUUUUUUCUUGUUGUAGUGUGUAAUUUACUCAUUGCACGAGCGUUACUUUCUCAAAAUCCUGAUCAGGCAGAAUACGGACCAGCAUCAAUGGUAUGUAAAAGAUCCAAACAGACCAUAUGUUUUCCAUCAAAAAGGCCCAGAGGAGCAAAACUGACAGCUCUGCAGAUGUUAUUUUCAGUGGUUGGGGUCUUUGUCGUCUGUUUCCUGCCCCACCAUUUAGUUCAAGGCCCCUGGACGCUGGCCGUGUUGCAGAUCCAACGAGGCUGGGGCCACGUAGAGUGGGACCAAACAACUCGACAAGCACUCAAUGAUGUACAUCAGAUUACCUUAUUUCUUAUGAACCUCAAUUGCAUUCUGGAUCCUGUAGUUUAUUAUUUUGCCACAAAGAAGUUUCGAGGAUUUAUUAUGGUGCACAUUGAGAGGUUAAAACAGAUAGGUGGGUGCUCAGUGAAGUCAACACAGGAAUCAGUAGGGCUCUCAAGACUGAGUACUAAAAACAAAAAAUGAGACAAUGUCCAAGUUGCAACCAAGGCCGCUAAUAAGAGGGGAAUAAAGGGAGCGAUUUCCCUUUGAUCCCAAAAAUUGGCCAAAAAGGUGCAAAAAACAGAAACGACAGUCGAAAGGUGGCAGAGCAGUGGCAAAAAGGCAUAAAUUAGCAACUUUAAUAAGUUAAAGCAACAAAAUUGGAUAUAAAUGCCAAAAGGAGUGGCAAAAAUGGGUGUAAAGUGGCAAAACAUUGAAACAAUGUACCAAAAGUUUAUGCAAAGUGUCAAAUGAGUGGCAUUACAGGGCAAAAAUGGUCAAAUUGGCAAAAGAUAGAAACGAGGGGCAACAAAUAUCAAAUAAUUGACUAAAAGUGGCAAAACAGUUUUAAAUGGCCAAAAGUUGGCAAAAGGCCAAAAAGCAAAAUGGGUUGGAAAUGGCAAAAUGGUCAAAAAUGGAUAGAAAUAUUGUAGAAAAGUGGUUAAAAGGGAGGGGUGUAAAUCACCAUUUUCAUCAUGAUACGUUACAAUAUUGAUUCUCAGAACAAUGCGAUAUUUGCCGAUAUUACAAAGUCUGCCACGAUUCGAUUUCGAUUUGAUUCGAUUUAUAAUCAAAUCAGACAAUACUUCAGACGCUACUGAACCCAUUCACCACAAUCUGUUACUGCAGGUUGGGGAACUUUCAAAAUAAAAGCGUAAGGUAAAAAUGGCAGUUAAUAUCGACGUUUAUACUUUCAAUCGAUUUGACCGAAUCAUUGCUCAAACAAUCGAUAUAGCGAUCCAGAUCGCUGAAUUGUUACACCCCUAUUUAAAGGUAGCAGAUAUAAAUACCCAGUUAAAGCUUGAUACAUUUUUCAGCUCCAAAAUGAGGUAACCAAAUCCAGGAUGCACUGUCUCUACUCAUCCAACACACACGCUUUGAUACCUCAAUAAAUCACAUCUGGGGAGGGCCCAUUCACUGGGUUUGUCAGGGGCCCAGCCAACUUUGUGGGCAGCCCUGGUUGCAAUUAAUCAGAGAUUACUUGAUGUAUUUUUUUUUCACUGUUUAAUUUUUUUUUAAUUUAAAGAGUAACUGAAUAACUGACGCUUAAAAUGUGAAUAGAUGAUUACAGUUGAAGACAGUAUUAUGAUUUUUUUGUCCUAUUGUUAAUUUUAUCGUUCCAUUUGCAUUUAUUGAUAGAAAAAGUGUGCAUGAAUUUGUUUUUUUUUUUCAAUAUUUUUUGUUAAGAAAUAUUUAAUGGACAUAAAAUAUUACAACCUCAUUUCCAAACAAGUUGGGGCGCUGUGUAAAAUGUAAAUAAAAGCAGACUGCAAUAAUUUCUCAUAAACUCAUAAACCCAUACUUUAUUCACAGCAGAACAUAAACAUAUCAGAUGUUGACACUGAUAUGUUUGACAAUUUCAUGUAAAGUAUUAGCUCAUUUUGAAUUUAAUGGCAGCAACACAUCUCAAAAAAGUAGGGAGAGGGUCAUGUUUACCAUUGUGUAGCAACCCCUUUCCUUUUCUAGUGAAUGUCUGGGACGUGAGGAGACCAGUUGCUGGAAAUUUGGGAGAGGAAUUUUGUCCCAUUUUUGUCUGAUGUAGGCUUGAAGCUGCUCAAAAGUCUUGGGUCUUCUUUGCUGGGUUUUUUGUUCCAUGAUGCUCCAGAUAUUUUCUGUUAGUGAAAGGUCUGGACUAUAAGCAGGUCAGUUCAGCACCAGGACUCUUCUACUGUGAAGCCAUACUGUUGUGAUGGAUGUGAUAUGUGGUUUAGCAUUGUCUUGCAGAAUAUGCAAGACCUGUGGUUUACAAAAGAAAUUUCAAAUUUGGAUUAAUCUGGCCACAGAACAGUUUUCCACUUUGCCUCAGUCCAUUGUAAAUGAAUGUAAACUAUUGUAGCAUCAGGCUGCAACAUAAAACUGUAAAAAGUGAAGAGGGUCUGAAUGCACUGUACUAGAAACAGAAGGACAAAGUAAGAAUGCAGGCUCUGACCAUAUUGUUUUCUGUAAUCCAGCCCACAGUUAGCAUGAAGGCUCUAACAUUUCAGUCACACAUAAAAAUAUGUGAUAAUGGGAUGUUUUUCUCUCUCAUCAGACAGCACACACCUCUUCCUCGCUCUGCCUGAACAAGUCAGAUCCUGUGCUGGCAAUAACAGUGUUACAUUGUCUUCUAUCAAACACAUGAGCACAUAAUUUGUUGCCAGAAAAUUAUAAAUGCAUUCUUAACUCUGUGACAAGUUUGGUUGUUUUACGUGAUACACACUCAUGGAGCAGUCCCUGCUGUACUGUUACUGAGGUGUUUCAGCCAGAUUUUGUUUUGAAAGAAAGUUGUUGUUGUUUAACUUGAAGUGAUAACCGCUAUGCUGACAAGUCUGGGCUAUAAGUCCUCGGAUUCUCAUCAGAGAAAAAACACCCAGAGAUAUUGUUGGGUGGAUUGUCUAUGAUGUGCAUUUAUUUUGAAGGGUAUGUUUCUAUUUCUUUGAUCCAUCAAAUCUUUUCUUAAAAGUUGAACA
Messenger RNA from Cheilinus undulatus (humphead wrasse), 3726 nucleotides. RefSeq names its product platelet-activating factor receptor-like. Gene Ontology annotation, cellular component: membrane. The transcript is spliced from 2 exons. The record is from RefSeq and is a predicted model, not a curated record. Bases 131 to 1261 code for a protein of 376 amino acids. NCBI's taxonomy places the organism in Eukaryota, Metazoa, Chordata, Actinopteri, Labriformes, Labridae. Gene Ontology annotation, molecular function: platelet activating factor receptor activity; G protein-coupled purinergic nucleotide receptor activity. Gene Ontology annotation, biological process: G protein-coupled receptor signaling pathway; chemotaxis.